Stegostoma tigrinum is the source of this 11002-nucleotide messenger RNA. RefSeq names its product transcription factor RFX3-like. Gene Ontology annotation, molecular function: RNA polymerase II cis-regulatory region sequence-specific DNA binding; DNA-binding transcription factor activity, RNA polymerase II-specific. The record is from RefSeq and is a predicted model, not a curated record. Gene Ontology annotation, biological process: regulation of transcription by RNA polymerase II. The coding region runs from base 284 to 2644 and encodes 786 amino acids. Lineage: Eukaryota; Metazoa; Chordata; Chondrichthyes; Orectolobiformes; Stegostomatidae. Gene Ontology annotation, cellular component: nucleus. The transcript has 21 exons.
CUGCCAUCAGGCGGCGGGAGGGCGGGUGUGCGCGAGCGGCAGCGGCGGCGGCUUCAGUUAUAGCAACUGUUGCCUUGUGAAUAAAGCGCCGUAGUCCUGGCGACUGUUACCCACCAACAACUGCUCACAACAACAGCAACCGAGGUUUCUGCCAAUUUCAGUGCCAGAGCCUAGAGGUAAAGAGCAGAAGUCACAACAGUACAUAUUGUAGUUGAAGCUAUCACCUUAAGCAGAGGACCUUAAUGGAAGGAAGAUUUGUCUUGGAUGUAUAACAGAGCCCAAUAUGCAGACCUCUGAGGCUGGUUCAGAUACCACAUCAACAGUGACUUUACAGACCUCAGUGGCAGGACAGCAGGCAGUGCAGGCCCAAGUUGUACAACAAGUACCUGUUCAGCAGCAGGUCAGAAAUCUGUUGCAGCAAGUCAAUGUUUUUUUAAAAGAAAAAGAGCAUGUACAACAGGUGCAGCAUGUUUACCCAACCCAGGUGCAGUAUGUGGAAGGGAGUGAUGCUGUUUACACCAAUGGAACUAUACGCUCAACUACCUAUCCUUACUCAGAGGCCCAAAUGUAUAGCCAGAACACGGGAGGAACAUAUUUUGACUCCCAAGGAAAUUCUGCCCAGGUGACAACAGUGGUCUCGUCCCACAACAUGGUGGGCACUGGCGGUAUUCCAAUGGGCGUUACAGGCGGUCAGAUAAUCAGCAGCUCAGGGGGUGCCUAUCUUAUAGGCGGCUCAAUGGAUGGAGCUAAUCACCCAGUCAGCCACACAACACGUGCUUCUCCAGCAACCAUUGAAAUGGCGAUUGAGACACUCCAAAAGUCUGAUGGUUUGACAGCUCACAGAAGUACUCUUCUCAACAGCCAUGCAGGGAUGCUACCACUGAACCAAGCUGAUACAUUGAAGAAAGUGGAAGUGGACACUUGGAAGAAAGCUGUUUUGCUUCAGUGGUUAUUGGACAACUAUGAGACAGCAGAAGGUGUCAGCCUUCCUAGAAGUACUCUUUACAACCACUAUCUGCGUCACUGUCAGGAACAGAAGCUUGAUCCAGUCAAUGCAGCUUCUUUUGGAAAACUCAUUCGUUCCAUUUUCAUGGGUCUGCGCACUAGGCGUUUAGGCACAAGGGGAAACUCUAAAUAUCACUAUUAUGGCAUCCGAAUUAAACCAGACUCCCCACUAAAUCGCUUACAGGAGGACAUGCAGUAUAUGGCUAUGAGACAACAACCAAUGCAUCAAAAACAGAGAUAUAAACCUAUGCAGAAGUUGGAUGGAAUGGGAGAUGGCUUCGCAGGAAGUGGCCAACAGAUUCCUAAUUCUGCAGAGCAAACCAUCGUAGCACAGAGUCAACACCAUCAGCAGUUUCUUGAUGCCUCUCGCGCUCUUCCUGAAUUUGUAGAGCUUGAGGUUGCAGACAUUCCAUUAUUGGAUGGCAUCACCCUUGAGGAUAUCAGAACAUUACAGAUUCUUUAUAGAGAGCACUGUGAGGCGAUACUGGAUGUUGUGGUGAAUCUUCAGUUUAGCCUAAUUGAAAAGCUAUGGCAAACAUUCUGGCACUAUAGUUCAUCAACUUCAACUGAAGGGACAACUAUCAGUCAAACCAGUGAGAAUGAGAUAGAAGGUAGACUUCCGAAGGCAAAGCUCACUGCUCUGUGUAAGAAUGACUCCGUCCUCAAGUGGAUGUGUACCUGCGAUCAUAUAAUGUACCAGGCUUUGGUGGAAAUCCUUAUUCCAGACGUCCUUAGACCUAUUCCUAGUGCCUUGACCCAAGCCGUUCGGAAUUUUGCAAAAAGCCUCGAAGGAUGGCUGACAAAUGCCAUGAACAAUAUUCCGCAGCAAAUGGUUCGCACCAAGGUUGGAGCUGUAAGUGCCUUUGCUCAGACACUGCGUAGAUAUACGUCCCUUAAUCAUUUAGCUCAAGCUGCUCGAGCUGUGCUGCAAAACACAUCUCAAAUUAACCAGAUGCUCAGUGACCUCAAUCGUGUAGACUUCGCCAAUGUCCAGGAGCAGGCUUCCUGGGUAUGUCAGUGUGAUGACAGCACGGUACAAAGACUGGAACAUGACUUCAAGAUGACCCUUCAGCAGCAAAGUACCCUGGAGCAGUGGGCCGCUUGGCUUGAUAAUGUGGUAACACAGGUGUUGAAGCCAUAUGAAGGAAGUCCUAAUUUUCCCAAAGCUGCCCGUCAGUUCCUGCUUAAGUGGUCCUUUUACAGUUCCAUGGUUAUCCGAGACCUGACCCUACGGAGUGCAGCAAGUUUUGGUUCCUUUCAUCUGAUUCGUCUGCUGUAUGAUGAGUAUAUGUUUUAUCUGGUGGAACACAGGGUGGCUCAAGCUACCGGGGAAACACCCAUAGCAGUAAUGGGAGAGUUUACUGAUCUCAGUGGUAUGUCCCCAGUAAACAUGGAUAAAGAUGAAGGAAGUGAAGUUGACAGUGAAAUGGAUGAUGAAUUGGAAGAUUCUGGAGAACCACCGUUCAAGAGAGAAAAAAUAGACCUGAACCAGACACUACAGGGUGUCUGUGUCGCACCAUCUCUCAACAGCAGCAUGCAACAAGACCCUCUGAUCCCUCUACACGCUGAACAAAUCAUUACAAGUGUGGCUAGUGCCAGGCAUUGCAGCACCGCUGGAAGCACAUACACGGCAGUCUAAACAAUAAUUUGACCAUUCAUUGAUUAUCCUUCUCUUCUGUACUUCAAGCUUGAAGUCUGACUGUGUUGUGGCUUCAGCCAUUGAGAUGACAGAUACUGCUAUGCUGAAUGUUACUCUCAUACACUAACUAGGUGUAUAUAGGUUUUGUUUUUGGAUUAUGUUUGGUCCCAUAUUGAUCAUAUCGACUCAAGGGACUCAGUAGACAUUACAAUUGUAAUUGAUGAAUUUCUAUCAGUAUAAGUUGUUUUGUUUAGUUCAGUUUUUGAUUGAAAAUAUAUUCUUAUACAUACUACAGGAUAUGCUCACUUGACAGCAGAAGUACCUAAAGGUCAGGGCUAGAAUCCAACAAUAUCCUGUUAUCUCACUGCUAAUUUUAUCUUUCUUUUGGUUUGAAUCUGUUUCAAAAGGAUCCAGGAGUGAUAGUUCUGCUGUGUUGUUUGAAUGCACUUGAAUAAGUUGCAAUAUGAUAAAGCUGUACUAAUCACUACUUAUACAUUAGGUGGUUGCAUCAUUCAUGCGUUAUGUGUAUUUUUAAAACAACUUAAGCCAAACAUUGUAAUGAAUGAGUAAUGGUUACUUUUUGGAUUGGAGACAUAACAUGGUAAUCAUCAACAGCAUUCUUGACCAAAGUGUUUGCUUAAGUAACAAUUCUGUGCCUCGCCACCAUUAAUGCCUCAGAUUUCUAGUAAUUUUGGUGUUACCUCAAAGGUUAGUGUAACUACAUUCUAUUAAUUUAUGACCAGAGUACCUAAAAUCCUCAAUGUUUCUGCCCAUGUUAUUCCAGGAAAUAUUUCUUUGUUGCAAGCAAUUUUCCACAAAAUUGUAAGUUCCCUUUCAGAAGUUACAUGUAGAAAAUCACCUUUCUGCCUUUCAUCACAAUUGUUGAUCUGAGCAAGUAACUGGGUUGUUGGACUGGAUUCUAACCAUGAAGCAGUUUAUUUCAGCAUAUUGAUGUGCUCUAAGCUUUGACCACAAAUAUUUGACUGUUAUAUGUAGAGGAAUCUAAUUUUCUUUUUCUUUCAAAUUAAUGGACGAGACUUCUGCUGUUGAAGAUUUUGGAAUGUAGAUUUAUGGUUGAAGUUGAAAGCUUGAGAGAGGAGGCAGUGUUCAUUGUUACUAGCCUCCUAAAACUGUACUGUAUUUAAAAUUUGUCAAAAAUCAAAAUCUAUUCAAUUCUUUAAACAACUUCCUACCUUCGCAGAAAGUUCAAUGGAGUUCCCUUUGAAUCAUCGAAGUUUUGAAUGCUACUGAUUUGCAAAGUAGUGCAGCCAUAUUUAAAAACUAGAUUAGUUUAAUAAACAUUUUUGGGACAAAGUGUUAAUGAUAAAGGCUGCAGUAUGUCAUAAAAUAUGUUGCAUUUGUUCCAGUUAAGACUAUACUUUCUAGGUGAGGUCUUACUAGACCAACGAAAAGUAUACUGUUUCAUUUGAAGUCCACUGUACCUGUGAAUAAUGUUAGGACAGACAGAAAUCAAUCAUUGUGAAUUGAUUUUUCUGUUCCAUCUGUUUUGCUGUAGUGUCUUUAGCUGCUAUGAUAAGACUUUACAAGGGGUUGACCAAUACUACCUGUUGCCAGUACUUCAAUACUUUUUCAUUGGUUAAGUGAAGUAACUAUGGCUGUUUGUUUUCCAUUCAGUAAGACAACAACAUUAAAAAAUUGGAUUGAAAUUUUAAACAUAGGAAAUUUUAAGAUGGAUAAGCAUAGAAAUUUUAUUUCGUGAAAAUUCUGAAUAUGUUUUAAAUAUAUAUAUAUUCAAAUUUGUUUAAAUCCAGCAUGAUCGCUAUUUAAGUAAUGUGACAUCCUAGCUGUUUUCAGCAGCUGUAUUAGCCAACUCCUCAGUGUAACUACAGAACACAAGAAUGUAGCACUCAGCAUAGUCUUGGCAGCUUUACAUUGAGUUUUCUAUGUGGUCUAUGUGGUUGUCAAAGAUGACGAGACCAAAAGUACUGUAGCUGGCACACCUCACACAUACUCAUCAAUUCUGUAGGAACAGACUUGGUAGGCAAUUAAAUGCCACUUCAGGAAUGUACGUCAGGGAUUACUGUACCUCGGCUAUUACACAGUGCCUUAAACAGUUAUGGAAAGAGUUAAUUUUUGUAGUUCAGCAAGGUGUGCCUGCUGUUUUUCUACUACCCACAGGGGAAACUAUGGAAUGGAAGCUCGAGUGGUGAUUCUUAGUUAGAAACUUAUGUCUUUUUCUUAUACUAAGAAUGAGUAUAUUUGUCUUAUGAAGCCAUCAGGAAUGAGUAAGUAUAUGCAUUAAUCAAGAUGUGAGACACAUUUCAGUUGCAUUAUCCAGGAAGCAUAGUGUCUAAGGAUUGUAGAAACCUGGAAAUUACUAAUUAAUGCAAAAUACUUGACUCAUUUUUAGCAUAUUCUAUAGAAAAACAAAUUCUAAACAUCUAUUGACAAAGGCAUUGCGCACAUUUUUUCUCGUAAUUGCUUAGAAUUUAACAACACUCAGUAUAUUCUCUACAUAUUGUGACUAUAGAUCCUGAAGAAAUGAAAGUGCAGUUUGCUAAUGGUCAUUUCUUUAGUUAAACACAUUAUAAACCAUCCUAUAUGAUACUUACAAAUGUUUUCACAAAUUUGUCUCAAUUUCUAAAAAUAUAGAAUUUCCUUUUGGGGGAGGAUGGAGAUCAUUGGUGAUUAUACUUUACUGUGCAUUUGGAGAAACCUGCUGUAUGAUCAGUUAUUUUUUAAAAGUUUAAAACAAAAGGAAAUCCUGCUUCCUGGAAUGCACAAUGAUUUCUGUUCAUUUUCAGAUGAGGUACUUCCCAGUGCUGUGAGAAAGUAAGACAUAUAUAUGCCAUUAAGUAAAAUGGCAAAUAAUUGAGUGUACAUUUUGAAAAGGGUUUCUUUGAAACCAGUAAUGUUUACAAACUUUGUUGAGGUACAAUUAAAAAUUCUGAACACUCCAACCACCUCCCAGCUCCCUCUUUGCCUUCCUAAACUACAAAAAGUACAAAAACAUUGGUCAUUUUGAAAUAGUCUUCUCAAACAAAUUAAAUUAGGUUUAUACAAACAUACUCAUUCUUCUCUAUAUCAUUGAUUUUGGUGCUGAUCAGCAUCAAAGGUCAUGAGGCAGCUUCACCUGUCCCUUGGGGAGGAUUGUCCUUGAUCCUGUUUUCUGUGCUUUAACACCAAACAUCAAAGGUUUGUUUUUCAAUAUAUUUAAAGUCUUAAUGAUAUUCAACACAAUUUGGGGUGUUUGUUUCACAAAGAUUCUGCCCCUUCAAUCUUCAAAACUGAAACAAACCUUAUUUUACUUAUUUCUGUCUUAUGUUAACAUUUACAUACUGUUCUGGACCAAAAUGUGUUUGUGUGAUGUAUCUGGUGUGUUUGUAAUGGUUGAGAAAAGCCUUCUACGUGUUUCUUUUCUUUGUACUUUUUUUUAAGUGUUUAGUUUAUUGUGCUGCAGAUAUGUUUGGAUCGUAAUGUGCAAUUUAGAGUUGUUAAGGGGCUGGUGGGGGAAUAGGGUUGUUCUUUACACCCCGUGUUAACAACGAACUGUAGUUCUGUGGAACAGAACACACAUUGCUCUGUUUAAUCAAUAGACUCCUUGAACAUUGGUAGAAAUGGGCAUUUUACCUGGUAUAAAACUGGAAUUGAAACAUGACCUUUAUAUUGAGCUUCAGUACUGAUGGAUAAUGGUCCGGUGAAUUGUUCUCAUGCGUGAAGGUAUGCAAUGAAAGCUCUGUGUUUUGGCAGUAGAAGUGCUUCUCAGUCUGCAUGCCUUUCUAUAUGCUGCUAGAUUGUGGUUUUUGUUUUGGUGCCAGCUGGGUAACCGCAUUUUAAUUUUUCGCACUUUUUUCCUGCUUACACCAUCACAUUUCAAACAGCCACUUAGUUUGAAUUAUUUCAGCCUUUAUUAAAAAUAUAUACAUAAACAAAGUACAAAUCCAUUUACGCCUUAUUGUAGAGUUUACUAGUGUGCUUAAACAACUUUUUUUUUGCCAAAUCAUAUGAUGUGGAAUACAGAAGCUCUGAAUGGUGAUAAUAUUUUGACUUGCUUACACAGUUAUGGUAUUGCUAGUUAUCAAUUUGUUUAAAUUUCAAAAUUUAAAGGAGUAUCCAGUGAUUAUGAUUCAGAAUGUUAUUGUUAAAGUUCAACUAAUUUGGGAAUAAUUACAAUUUAUUUUUAAAAAUCUGUCAUUAAUAACUUCAUUCUUCCAGUUCUUGGAUAAUUUUGCUGUAUGUCAGAUUGGGACGUCUGGUCAGCGCGGUUGGGUUGGAAUGAAAGGUCUAUUCCCACGCUGUAUGACUCUGACUCCUUUCUGUGUCAAAUGCACAUACCUGCUGACCAUGAACUCACCAAUGUCAUGAAUUCAAGCCUUUUCUGAUGGUGUUGUUCUAGCCAUUAAAAGGUGUGUAAAAAUGGCAUUCUAGCCAUCAGAUUCAUGAUAGAGAAAUUUUACUGUGCAGAGAAUAGGAUUAAUAGAAGAAGACAAUAUAUUUCUCACUGUUCUGUGACCCAGCAGAGAGUUCAACGUUAUGGAGAGCCAAGCAGAAAAGGAGAGUUCAGGUUACCAUCUGAGAGGCUGCUGCAAAGGACAUACUCCUAUUUCAAAUCAUUGUGUAGCAUGGCAUUAGUACCUGCUCCAUUCCUGUUUUUGAGAUGCUUAAAAUAAGUUUCAAUGAUCAGAAAUACCCUGGGAAGUUUUAAUCAAAGAAUCAGAGGCCACAUGUUAUGUCAUGAAAUGUUUUUCCAGUUAGCCUUUAGAUUUAAGAAAAAUGUUACUUUGCUGUUUACAAAAUAAAAUGCCAAGUCUUCUUAUCUUUCAUUGAACAAAUACAGUUUCUGAAUUUUGCUCGAAAGCAUGAUUCUUGAAAACUGAAUAUUUAAUUCAUGAAAUUUAAUUCUUUCAUAGCUUAGUUUGUCUCUUGAAAUAUGCUACCAUGGUAAUUGCAUUCCUAGGAGGGUUCAUGGAAUCAAUCAACUUAUUCCUUUGAAUCCACUACUAGUAAUUGCACUCAGAUUUGGAAGCAGUUCAAACAUUUAGGGGACUUUUCAUUAUAUUUUCCAGUCAUUGAGUAUCUAUCGGGAGCAUUAAGAACAUAUGCAAUAUAUUUGUUUCAGGUUUGGAUAUUAAAAUAGACAGUGGUUCCAGCAUGGUUUUGUUUUUGUAAUUUAGGUUGUUUUUAACAACCCACACAGGAAAGAUUUUGACAGUAUUUUUAUUCAUGGGCAAAGCAUGAAAUUGUAAGAAUGAACACUUCUAUAAUGGCAAAAAUAUUUUUUCAGAACAUUUUUCAGAAUGCAGUUACGAUAAUACCUGAUUGUGGUUUUUGCUUUGGUGCCAGCUAGAUAGCCGAUAGUUUAGUUUAAAAAAUAGUUAAAACAAAUAAGAAAUUCUAUUCAAUGUAUUUCAGAAUUGUGCAUGAGUAUAUUCCUUUUCCUUGUUUAUGUUCCCUUCUAAUGAUUUCAUUUCUUCUGGCAGCUCCUUGAGCCAAGAGAGAGCACACGAAAUCUGUUUCAAUGGCUCUCUGUCCAAGCUGUCUUAUCACUGUUAGAAUGUGAGAGAGACUGGCUCACGUUCGCAGCCUUUCAUAAAGAAAAUUACCUCUGAGUGCAGCAUUCAUCUGUUGUAUCUCGUCUUUCCAUGUCGCCACCAUAAUACCUGGUUGCCCCUCAAAUAAGUCCAGACCAUUUGCCUCCACUACCCUGCCUGAAUAGACAAUUCCAAAUAUUAAAUUACUUUUUGCCUAAAGAAGCACACAUUAACUUCAGUGCUGAACUUUUCUAUUACCAGAUUGUGUAUGCCUCUUUGACCCACAAUUGAAUUGGAACUUAAUAAUACGUUGAAUCUUAUUUUUUUUUCUCAGUUAUCAUCUUUAUGGUAAUAAGGUGCCCACUCAUACACACUGUUUGACUUCAAAGAGCCAAAAAUAUCAUUGUAACAUUUAACUCUGUCAAGUGGCAUAACAGACAAUGUGAAAUUGGCUUGUCCAUUUUCAACUUGAUUUUCCCUGACAAUAACUCUAAUUUGGAAAGAGAAAUGGUCUUUCAGCAUCUUUAGCUAGCUAUACUCUAACUCAGGGCCCAGUCUGACAUACUUCUCCUAAUUUAGUUCUUUGUUUUUUUAUUCAGUAGUUGUUUGGGUUGGACGGUGGAGGGCAGUGUAAUGGUAUCAGAAUAUAAGAGUUCAGUAGUAGGUGGGGGCAUUCUGGGAGCUUAGGGAUUCAAAGACCUUGUUGAUGUUGAUGAAGGCAGAAACCCAGCCAGAUUCACUGCCUAUCCAUUUGACAGCAGUAAUGGAGAGGCAGUAGCCUAGAAUCGAUGGGAGCAAUCUUUGGGACUCCGAUCUGAAAGCAAAGAGUAGUAAUUCCAUCUUGAUCAGGAGGAAGCUGGGACUUGGGAGGGCCAAGGAAUUCUUGUCAGCCUGAAUGGAGCACUACUGUUCUAGCCUGCAAGGAAUUUAGAAUCAUAGAAUCCCUCCAGUGCAGAAAGAGGCCAUUCGGCCUAUUGGGUCCACACCAACCCUCCAAAGAACAUCCUAUCCAGACUGUCUCACCCCCACCCUAUCACUGUAACCUUGCAUUUCCCAUGGCUGAUACACGUAUCUUGCACAUCCCUAGACACUAUAGGGCAAUGUAGUAUGAUACCCUGGACGUCUUUGGACUGUGGGGGAAAACAGAGCACCCAGAGGAAACCCACAUAGACACGGGGAGAACAUGCAAAUUCCACACAGUCACCCGAGGGUGGAAUGAAACCCGGAUUCCUGCCGCUUUGAAGCAGCAAUGCUAACCAUCAUUUAAACAGAAGGUGAAAAUUUCUAAACUUAUUUUGACCUCAUGGACAUGAACUCCUUCUGCUGUUGUAUUGUUAUUAAACUCAAAGACAUAACACUUCACUGGCUUGAUUAAUUCUUCACAGUGCUGGUAGCAUAAUUGCACUGUAGUUUUGGAAAGUCUUUGAACCUCACUGAUGGCGGGAACUGCUGUCAUAGUAAUUACAGCUCUGGUAAAUGCAGUGGCUGGAGUUAGUUCAGCUCCUCCCAUGCCCAAUUCUUAUUGUUGGAGGGAGUAAUAACAUCCCAUAUUUUAUCCCAGUUACAUGAUUUGUCAAGAUUGGAUGCCUUUUUACUUCUUUAUCCCAGUUGCUUCCUCCAUGAAGUGUAUUUAAAACUAGAAUGUUAUAGCAAACACAUCAUUCUCACCUCAGCACAAGUUAGAAUUCCUCGCUUAGAAAAAACAAGACUCCAAAACAAAGAAUGUAAUGUAAAGCCCCAGUAUACCAAAUAUAUAAAUUAUUAUUUAAUAAUUGGCCUUGAGGAGACAAGUGAGUGCCUUUUAAAAACACUGGUUAAUCUUGUGCCUGAAUUGUAGAUAUGCACCCAGGCUGCAGAACAACACUGAUUCACUGCUUCCUUGAACUCCACAUCAUUACAUUUUGUUCUUAAAAUUGAGUAAUUCAAAAAUCAUGCAUUUAACUCCAUUGUCCCAAGUCUCUCAAAAAUAAAGAUACCUGUACUGUGCCUGAAUUGCCCCUUGUUACAGUGUUUUAAGUUUUAUAAUAUUAAGGACUGAAUAUAGAACUUCACUUUACAAGACAACAUUCUACUCCAACAACAAGAAUUGAAUAAAUGGACUGAAGUGAACACUCUCCCCUCAUGGCUGUAUCACGAUAUCAUGUUGUGACAGGAAGUAUUCUGUGCAAAAUGCCUGUUGGCAGAUUCCUUCAUGUUGACAAUUCAUGAACACAACUGAAUGCAAAUGACAGACUCCUGUAACUACAACCUUUAACACUGAGUCACUAGUCGGCAAUUCAGUCAGCAACAUUUGCCCCCCUUUAAAUAGUUUUUCAGUGCCAUUUUAGAAUUCACUAAGUGGCAAAUUGGAGUAUUAAGAUGCACAAGCACAUAAAGGCCCAAAAUAUUGGGGAUUUUUUAAAUUGGUCUAAUGAUAUCUCAAUUGUGUGAAUUAAUAAUGUAAGAGUUAAGAUUUUCAGAUUUUUUGUAGAGAACGUAUUGUGAAAUUAUGAAUUUUUCGUUUUUUUUUGAAUGACAGCUGCAUAUAGUUUUAAUUAUUUAAAAACCUAUGAUGUGAUUUUGAAUAAUGUUCAAUUAUGUAAAUAUAUAUUUCAUGCUGUGAUUUUGUGAGAAAUGUUUUAUGAAAUCUUUCGAUAUAUCAUGACCUUUAUAAACUGGUUGGAGCAAACUGAUCGUGUGCGUGAAAGGUUUGUACUGUGUACUGUACAACAGGAAUUUUUUGUAAACAGGAAUAUGAAAUCUUACAGUGUGUUCUUACAUGUAGACAAGCAACUAGUAUAUACUGAAGACACUUGUGUAGAAAGUUUUUUCUUAAUAUUUCAGACUUGAACUCAGGCUAGCUUUUCUUGUCGUGUUUCUAUAAGCU